AUGGCGCCAGGAGCGCUGGCAAGGCGCGAGCUGGCGAGAUCAGCACUGGAGCGCUGCGCCGGCAGGAGAGGACGCGCCCUGGCGCAGGGAGCCGCCAGCUCCAGCAAAGCAGAUCAACGAGCACAGAAGGUAAUCGACUCAGUGGCGGCCUGCACGCUGGACCAGGCCACCACCCACCCAAAGUGGCAGGCGCCCCCGGCCGACCGCGCAGGCAUCCAGAAGUUCUUGAGCACCGCCGAUCAGAGGCUGAGGAAGCUGGGCGACCUGAUCAUUGCCAAGCAGGCCGCGGGGGACAGCACUGAAGAGCAGUUACGGGAGAUCGCGUAUCAGAAGCUGGUCACGAGAAGGCCGAACGACCAGCUGCAGGUGCUCAGCAAGAGGCGCAAGGCCGUCAAACUCGAAGUCAUCGCCCUAGAAGCCAAGUCGAACGAGCUGCGGGACGACCUCAAGGCCAAGCAGCAGGAGUUGAGGCAGCUCGAGUCCAACGUCGCCGACGUGAGGGCUGUGCUUGCCGACGGCGGCGCGGCGGACGACGAGGGCGACUGGGACACGGACGGGUUCGGCUUGGCACCGAGCUGGGAUGCUUUCCACAAGGCUGUGAUCGACAGGCGCCUGAACAGCGAAGCACCUGGUGACGGACUCCCAGCUUGGCCAUCAGGAGUGGUAGGGCAAUCGCCACGACCAAGAGCCAGCUCGGCAGGCAGCGCAACCAGAGGCUUCGCAGAUCAGGUGGCCAAGGCAAAUGCGGAGCGGGCCCACCAGCAGCAGCGCCAUGCCGAAGCCGAGCAAGAGUUCGCUGCCGAACUGGCGGAAGUAAGGAGGAUCAAGAGGCAACAAUACGAGCAGCUCGAGUUCGCGGCGCAGAUGGAGGCCAGAAUAAUCAGCCAUGACACAGCCUUCACUCAUGCCAAGGCAGAGGCGGAAGCCGCGACACACCGGGCAAUUCACCUGCAUGAGCAGCUCGAGCAAGUACGAGCGGAGCACCUGGAGAAGCCGCAACCCCAGGACGGCGCCUACCAAGACCUAAUGAGGGCAAGAGCCGAGGCACAAGAGUCACUGCGACGGGCCCAGCAUGAGAGCGCCCAAGCGACAGCUGCAGCGGGUAAUCUCAAGCAGCAGCUCGCCAGGCAGGAGCUGGUCAUGGAAGAGAAGCUCCAGGAGGCCAAAAAGAACCACGCCCUCGAGAUAGAAGCUGCCGCCGAAGCAGCCAGGGCCCAGGCAAUCGACCAGGCUCAAGUGGUUGCCAACGCCAAGGGAAAAGGGGCCCUCCCGCCGGCAGAGGCGGCCAGGCUGCAAGGGAUCGUCCAGACAGCAGCACGGCAGCAGGAGAGGCUCAAGCAGACCAAAAACGAGCUCGAGGCAGCUGAAGCCCGAAUACACGAGCUACAGCAGUACUCCAAGCUUGAGGCGGGCGCUGCGCAGCGGGCAGCACAGGUGGCAUAUCAUGAAGCAGCGGAGCUGAGAAGCGCCAACAAGGAGCGGCAAGUCCCGCAUGAGGUGCAGGCUUUGCAGUUCGCCCUGCUAAGGACCAGAGCAGAGGAGGAGGAGAUCGCGAAGGCCAGCCUGAAGGACAAGGAGGCAAUGCGGGCAGAGCUCGAAGGCAGCGUUGAGGGAAUAAGGGCGAGUCUCACCCGCCAAGUCAUGAUAGAAGAGGCGAACGCACAUGACUUGCAGCUGCACACAGAGAGCCUGCGACAGGAACUGAGCAGCUACGCGGUGCAGCUGAGCGAGCAAAAGUCCAACGCAGAGGUGCAGGAGCAGGCGCUCGAGGAGGAGCUCGCCCAGGCCCUCACCUUCAGGAUCGCCAGCAUGGAGGAGGCCUCCGCCAUGGAAGACUUCGCCAGUCAGCAGAGGACGGGCAGGGAGGAGGCUAUCCACCUUGCGCUGCACGAAAGCCUCCAGCGCUCCAGCAUGCUGCACACCGAGCUAGACGCCAUCGCAAAGAAGGAGCAGCAGGGCGCGUCGGAGACAGAGGAGCUUAAGCUGAGGAUGCAGAGCCUGGAAGCCAUCGCAGCUAGCAGGGAACGCGAACGCAAGGCCAUGGUCAACCUGUACGCCGAGAUGAGGCAAUACGGACAGGAGGGCUACGACUUCACCAAGAGGGCAGCUCACCAUCUCGUCCAAGGGGGCCACCUCCCAACGUCCCAAGAGUCCAUGGACGACUACCAGGAGGCCGCCGACCUGUACGAGGAAGCCAGAGGAGCAGCCGAGGCAGCGGCCGCCACACGUGACAGGUCCAGGAGCCCCGACAGGCCAGACCCGCACGAGGAGGCAGAGAGAUACGAGCGCGAACAAGAUGAGUUGCACAGACAAGCUGCUGAGGAGAAAGCACAAUGGGAAGCCGUACAGAUGGAGGAGGAGCUGGAGUCCGUAGUGAGGGACCACGAGGCGAAGGAGAUCCAAAGGCGCUACUACGAGGAGGCCCCCCUGACCCAGUUCGGCACAGCGGGCACGCAGGACUCACGAGUGGAGGACGACGGCUCGGAGCACGCGCCGAUGAUCUACCCCGCCAGGUGGCCGCCCUGGAGCCAGGAUCACCCCACACCCGAUGAGAGCGACGAGAUGAGGGGGAUCACGCAGCACGAGGCAGACACAGACCUGGCAUCCACGUCAAGGGCUAGCUCGAUACCAGCAGAGCAAGGAGACCCUCCCACCCCGACAGCAUCUCAGGUAAUCCUCAUUCCAGCAUCGCCAGCGCCACUCAGCGAGAUGUCACUCACGCCCACAGUUCCAUUCGGGCAUGAGGAGCAGCGCCAGAACGCGGAGGCGGCAGGGGCCAGCAUCGAGAGGCAGUAUGAGGGCAUCGACAUCAUGACGCGCCAGCACACCUCGGCCGCCGCCGCAGCUGCAGCCCUCGAAGAAGCGUUCGGUCCAGUGCCCGCAUUUCCAGGAGAAGACAUCAGCCAGGCCCACAAGGGUCAGCGGAUCGAGAACGUGGAAAGGACCUUUCUCGACGGUCAAAGCUCGGCUGGCAGCGAGGCAGAGGAUGGCAUGGAGCAGUGCUACGAGAACUGGAGGCAAGCGCGCGCAGUUGCAGCCUUCCGAACAGCCCAGCGGAGUGCACGCCGCGCACGGCGUGCUGCGGAGAGCCACAGUCGUCGGGACAACAGCAGCAGCCACAACAGAUACCACGACCUGGCGGUGGAUCCACACCCGUCGGGCUCAGCAGCUCAACCAGCAGCACCUGUGCCCCCAGAACCAGUAGCCGAGACACUUCGUGGCCGAGGCCGAGUCAACGUCUGCGACGACGUCGACACUACGACCCUGCACAGCAUGGCAAGGUUGGCGUUGGAGAUGUGCCCAUCACGAGAGCUGCCGACCAGGCGGACACACAUCUACACGGACGGCAGCUACAACGGCAUCCCACACUCAGCCGCCUGGGCAGUUGUCAUUGUCGACGAGUACGAAGACGGGAGCAACCUGCGAGGCCCGUUCAGCUUUCGGGGUUCCAUUGCUGGCAAAGUCACCGAAACCCUAGACGAUAUGGUCAACAACGAGAAGGUGACGGCAUACACAGCGGAGCUCACGGCAGUACUUUGGGCGUUGAUGUGGGCCCUUGGUCAAGAUACCGACGCGCCCAUCGAGAUCACGCCUGACGCCCUCAACGUCAUCAACCUGGCCAAAGAUCAAGCCUCGGCCAGCGACCUGAUGGACCCGAACAUUGCAGCCGUACAGGCGAUCGCCCACAACAAGUUCCUCUCCUGGGAAUGGCUGCGAUCAGCGCCAGACGCAGUCAAGGCCGCAUACCCGCCCCUGCGGCAUAAAGACUUCAUCAUUGAGGCCACUCAGCCGCAGGCAGCCCCAGGAGCGAUCCAGAGGCCCAUCAGCACUAUCACCAUCAAGGCCGACCUCAACGUGAACCUAUGCACGUACAACUGCAGGUCACUCAAGGCCACCGUGAGCUUCAAGCCGGGCAAAGGCAAGGCGGCCGGCAAAAGCAAGCAGAGCCUCUCCAAGGCCACGCACCUAGCAGCACAGUUUGCUGACAUGGGCCUGCACGUCAUCGCCCUGCAGGAGACCCAGAGCGAAGGAGACGUCCGCAAUGUAGGUGAAUACGUCUGCUACUCAUCAGGCCACAUGCAGCAGAACAGAGGGUGCGACAUCUGGCUCAACGUCUCCCAACCAAUCAGCACGAGUGGGGCAGCGAAGUACCUAAGUGCCAAAGACACCCUCGUCCUCCACCAGCACGACAGGCUCUUGAUCAUCAAGACCCGCGUUGCAGGCACAGAUAUGGUUAUCGCAUCUGCAUACGCACCCCACGAAGACUCCCACGCGGCGGAGAAGAGAGAAUUCUGGGAGUCUGCUAAGCGAUUGUCCGACAAGUACCGAGUGGACAUCUUCAUGGGGGACCUGAACGGGCGUCUUGGCGACUACGAGUCCCCAGGAGUUGGCACCAGCGGGUACCCAGAAGUGACCAACGGCAACGGCAAGCACAUCAUCAGCUUCGCUGCCGACACUAACAUGGAGGUCAUCAACACCACGAGGGAUCCAGGCAGCAACUCAUAUACGCACGUCGGAUCGAAGGGGCAGCGCCACAGGAUAGACUACAUCCUGCUGAACUCCUCGAUCGCCCCAUACGUCGCGAGCUGCAGCACGGAGCCAGGUCUGGACCGAGGCACAGCUGCACAAGACCACAUACCAGUGCUAGCCAGCCUCAAGUGGGCCGUCUGCAAGACCACCAAGGCCUCAGGACCGAAGCCCGACCUGACCAACUUGAACAACGACGUCGCCAAGGCCAGCUUCAAGAAAAUACUCAAGCAGGCCCCGAUCAUCCCAUGGGAGGUGGACGUCAACACCCACUGCGAGGAGGCCACCAGGGUCAUUAACGACGCGGCCAUCCAGGCCUUCGGCAAGGCCUCCAGGGCAACGAGGAAGCCCUAUGUCACCAAGACUACCAUGGGCCUGAUCCGAGCCAGGUCUGGGCCCAUAGUUGCCGCGGCCGUCGAGAAGGACCGAAGCGCAUUCCUCAGUCGGCUUGCCUCGACAGCGUCCUCCGCCUCAGCUGCGAACGACGCUGCGGCCCAGUGGAAGGCUUACCGAGACCUACUAAGGUACGGAGGGAGGAAGGCGAAAUUCCCAGCAGGAAAGCCCAUGCGGCUCGACAAUGAUGGAGAGGUGAUCCACAACUCCCAGGAAAUGGCGGACCAGGAGCUCAACCAUUUCGCGAAGAUACAGGCGGGGAAGAUCGUGACAGCGGAUGACCUUGCUGACAAGUACAAUCACGACAGCAAGACCAGGCCCUUCGACGGCAUGCUGGAUCUCUCCAUGGUGAUGCCCCUGGCCGUCUGUCAGGCCCAGUUCGCUGCGGCCAAGGCUGGGACGCAAGGAGGCCCCGACGGGCUCACGAACGCUGUCCUCAGGGCGGCCCCCACGGAGGCAGCGAGGCUACUGCACCCCCUCUUCACCAAGGUGGCGACCACCGUGCGAGAGCCGCUGAGCUUCAAGGGUGGAGACCUGGUCGCAAUUCCCAAAGGAAAAGGCGACCCAAGGUACCUCCAAGCCUACCGCGAGAUCCUCUUGAACAACGUUCUGGGCAAGCACCACCACAAAUACCUAAGGACCAUGCUCAACACUACCCUCGCCAUAGCGCUGGAGGACAUCCAGGUUGGCGGCCGGCCCAAGCGAGGGGCGGACAUGGCGGUCCUUGCAGCACGCCUCUUCACCGAGAGAAGUCAGGCCCAAGGGAAGUGCUCCAUGAUAAGCUGCUACGACUUAAAGGAGGCCUUCUACUCGGUUGUAGUCCAACUGGUACAUGGUAUCCCAGGUGAAGAGGACGAAGUCCAGGAGGUGCUAGAGAACCUCGAGGUUCCCCUGUGGGCCCAGCCGCAGCUGGAACACCUCAUGGCCAACCCAGGGAUACUCGACACAGUGUUGGACGGCUCCCACCUGGCUGCCCUCAUUGCAGAAGGAUAUCGCAACAGGUGGACAUCACACAGGUUUUCCCAGAACCUUAUGGCACCGCACAAGGGCACGAGGCCUGGCGUGCCCCUGGCCGACGCGGACUUCAAUCUGCUAUUCGGCCGAGUCCACCGCAUGAUUGACAACUACCUGGCGCAGCGAGGAGAAAAUGCGGAAGCCGACGGCAUCGCGGAGCUCCUCGCGCUGGGGGCCAUCGCGGAGGCCGACGGCACCAUGGAGCUCCUCGCGCUGGGCACCAUGGAGCUCCUCGCGCUGGGGGCCAUCACGGAGGUGGAGAUCGUGAGGCAGAUUACAGAGGCGCUCGUGUGGGGCGAGCAGAACGACUCCAGUCUGUUCGACUUCUUCUGCGAGAAGAGCAUCCUCGCCGACUUCAUCCGGGUGCUGAGCCUCGCCCAGGCGCCGAAGACGGUCAAGGUGCAGCUCCUCCAGACGCUGUCGAUGCUGGUGCAGAACAUCCGGCGGGAGACCUCCUUGUACUACAUUCUGAGCGCGAACUACGUCAACAGGCUGAUCGAGCUGCCGCUGGACUUCAGCAACGAGGAGAUACUGGCCUACUACAUAACUCUGCUGAAGUCGCUGGCCAUGCGCCUGAAUGACGAGACGGUGAAAUUCUUUUUUGUCCAGCACCCAGAUCAGCCAGAGCCCCGGUUCCCCCUGUACAUCGAGGCCACGAAGCUCUCUGGGCACAAGGACCAGAUGGUGCGCGCCACGGUGCGCACCAUCACGCUGCAGGUCUACCCGAUCAAGUACGAGCCGAUGCGGAGAUUCGUGCUGCGCCACGCUUCCGAGUCGUACUUCGAGGGUCUGGCCUACCACCUGAUAGAGCUCUGGUACCGCCUGGACGCCGCAGCAUUCGGCCUGCGGCCGGGUAUACUUCUUGGCCCGCGCGCCGCGCCGCGGGUCCUGGCCCACCACGCCUCGGCGGUGCACGCUGGUGCAGGGGUACCUCCAUGGAAGGCUAAACUCAGUGGGACGGGCAAGGUUUUGCAGGAAGACGACGACGCUACCAAGAGGACCAAGAUCCAGGCGCAUACUGUCCAGUACGAGUCGGUCUUCCAAGGUUCCCCAGGUGAUGACAGCGACGCGGUCAAGGUCGCUGCGAACGAUAAGUUGGGCCAGUUGCGGGAGCAGGCACGAGGCAAGUCGAAACGCGACCAGCUGCCUGCUAAGGGGGCUGAGAUUGCGACCUUGGAAGUCGAGUUCAAGCGCACGGCCAGCCUCGUCGGCCCGUCGCCGUCGCCCGAGUCUGGCAAGGUCAACCCCAGUUACGACGUCAAGGACGAGGACGUGGAGGACGACGAGCUGCAGAGUUUGCUGUCCCCGACCCUCUGGGGGAAGCUCCAGUGCUUUCUCAAGUCCAAGUUCGAGGCGGCUACAGCCGCUGGCGGUGGCGGCGAGUCCAGCAAGCGUUCCUUUGACGACCUCUCCGUGGAGGAGAAUAAGGAGCUCUUCGAGGCUGGCAAGGGCGGCGGCUGCAGCGCCUUCACCGAUCGCAUCCGCGAGCUGGCCAAGAAGUUGUGGACUCGGCAGCGCCAGCAGCACUUCCAGCAGACUGGAGUAUGCAUCGUGCUCUAG
This is a messenger RNA of Prorocentrum cordatum, 7494 nucleotides long. The record is from the annotation of a GenBank genome assembly. Lineage: Eukaryota; Dinophyceae; Prorocentrales; Prorocentraceae.